AUGUUCAGCACAGUCGCGCUCUCGCUUCUUGUUGGCUCUUCUGUGGUCUUUGGGAACCCCUUCGUCGGACCGGUGAAGCCUCGACAGACGAUUUCUCGUUGCGGAACUUUUAUUAGUGAUGAGAGGAUCCUAGCUGCGGAGACCCACUUUAGGAACAACAAAGUCUUGAAGACCCAGAACGGGUCUGAUGCGAUUAUCGAUAUUCAAUUUCAUGUCAUCUACUCGGACCAGACAGAGGCGGGCGGUUACGUCCCUGAUACCCAAAUAUCUGAUCAGAUAGACGUAUUAAACGCUGCUUAUACAAACUCAGGACUUUCGUUUACGCUUGCCAACACUUCAUAUGUCAAUAACUCCGACUGGUUCUCAAAUGUUGGUCCGGAUGAAUCUUCACAAACCGAAAUGAAGCAACAACUUCGCCAAGGAGACGCUGCUACACUGAAUGUCUAUACUGUCGGUUUUGAGUCAGGUAGUGGUGCAGGUCUCCUGGGUUUCUCAACCUUCCCUUCGGACUAUGAGAGUGCCCCAGAGGACGAUGGUGUUGUUAUCCUCUUUUCCUCACUCCCUGGAGGUUCCACCCAAAAUUACAAUGAAGGUCAGACGCUAACGCACGAGACCGGCCAUUGGGUUGGGCUAUACCAUACCUUCCAGGGGGGAUGCGAUGGUGAUGGUGACGAUGUCGACGAUACUCCGGCAGAGGAGUCUCCCGCACAAGGAUGCCCGACGAACCGCGAUACCUGCUCUGGUGAUGGAGUUGAUCCCGUCCACAACUACAUGGAUUAUUCAUACGAUUCCUGCAUGACGGAGUUCACUGAUGGUCAGAUUACGCGUCUACAGGACCAAAUGCGAACGUAUCGUGGAAUCGCUUUCUGA
Molecule: messenger RNA, 870 nt
Organism: Desarmillaria tabescens
Lineage: Eukaryota; Fungi; Basidiomycota; Agaricomycetes; Agaricales; Physalacriaceae
Product: metalloprotease
Exons: 6
Coding region: 1-870 (289 amino acids)
Molecular function (GO): metallopeptidase activity
Source: RefSeq, a predicted model, not a curated record